This is a messenger RNA of Colletotrichum chrysophilum, 288 nucleotides long. RefSeq lists its product as uncharacterized. The record is from RefSeq and is a predicted model, not a curated record. The transcript has 2 exons. Bases 1 to 288 code for a protein of 95 amino acids. NCBI's taxonomy places the organism in Eukaryota, Fungi, Ascomycota, Sordariomycetes, Glomerellales, Glomerellaceae.
AUGACCGACCCCUUCUCGGACACUCUCAAAAGGCUGCGAUCGAAAGCAGCAGCGUUUGGCAGCGAGCCACUGCUCACCCGACCGGAUGGCACUGUUGUGGACCUGGCCAACGGCUACAUACCACUCCUUGCGAACUUCACCUUUGAAGACAAAGCUGCCAAGGGCUUACGGAAACGCAGAGUCGGCGACGAUCGCGAGGUCCCGGUCUACUUCUCCGCUGUCGAGCUUGAUCUUGCUCCUGACGGGCCCGAGUGGAAGUGGGAAAACCACAUUCGCGAAAUAUGUUAG